This is a messenger RNA of Cryptomeria japonica (Japanese cedar), 2463 nucleotides long. Its product is annotated as protein TIC 214-like. The transcript has 4 exons. Lineage: Eukaryota; Viridiplantae; Streptophyta; Pinopsida; Cupressales; Cupressaceae. Bases 1 to 2463 code for a protein of 820 amino acids. The record is from RefSeq and is a predicted model, not a curated record. Gene Ontology annotation, cellular component: membrane.
AUGAUAGCUUUUCUGUUGCCUUGGAUACAAAGGAGCAUUCCAAUUGUGCUUUUCGGGGUGUAUUAUGGGUUUUUAUCAACAUUGCCAAUCGGUCCAGCUCAGAUGUAUUAUCUCAGAUCCUUGUUGAUUAAGGAUAAGAUCUUAGAUACAAAUGGUGAUAAAAGCAUUCCUACGGGAAAAUUGAUUCUUAGCGGUUCGUUUCUUGGGAUUCUUUUCUCCAAUGUGUUGUUCCCUUGGAUGAAUAAUCCGGUGAUCGAGUUUUUUCUUGGAGUCACUCUCCAAUUGCUGAAUCCUGCCCUUUUCGGUAAAUCCGUCUAUCCGCGGCUCAUCAACAUCAUGUUAUUUAGGUACAGUGGAAGCCUUUUAUUUCUGAUGAGCACUGCAGCCGGAUGGCUCACAGGGCAAAUUUUAUUCGUCAAAAUCACGAACCUCUUUUGUUUACGCGUCGAAGGCGAUUCGCCUUUAAAACUGGGCAAAAGGAGGCAGCUCUUUGCUUUGACUUUUCAAGUCAUUUUCUUUGGUUACUUUAUGCUGGCAUGCUGCGGGAAAAAUCCGUCACUUUUCAUGACGAAAUAUGUAGAUAAUCGAGCCUUUCUUCAGGGCCCUCUAGAAGAAUUUGAGGAAUCUUCGCAAGAACUUGAUCAAAAGAAAAAAGCUUACAAAGAUGAUUAUAAACAAAAAACUUCAAAGAAGAAAAAAAAAAUUAAAGCUUCUGUUGAUAAAGCUGUUUCUCUUUCUUCCCUUUCUCACAAAAUGAGCCAAGUAGCCGAAUAUUUCUUUGAUGCUUGUCUCAGUGAUGGGCAUCAAAGACUAUCUUUCACAGCUCCACCCAGUAUCUCUUUCUUUGCAAAAAUGGUAAACCUCGGCGAUCAAAGUCUUGAUCGAAAUCAGGAUCACCUUUUUGAAUGGGUAUCAAAAAAAGGAGAGAAAAAAAGCUUCCUAGCACUCGAACUUGAAGAUCGAGUGAGAGCUCUAAGCAAUGGAUCCCCUCUUGUAGAUGUGAUAGAAAAAAAAAUCAGAUUUUCUAGAACUAAAGAUGGAAAUUAUCUUCCAGAAAUACACGAUCCUUUACUGAGCGGGCCAUUCCGCGGGUCGAUGAAUCAAUUUAAAUCACCGUGGAUGCUACCUCCAGAUGAUUCUACCGAGCAAUUACAGAAAAACGCCCAUGAUUCUACCAACCAACUUGAUCGAAUUUCCUUCAUUCGACCAAAAAAUAAGGAGAAAAUCGUUCAACCACGAAACGAAAAAAUAAAAAUUAUUUCCAAAUGGUGGCUCGAUAAAAUUCAUAUCUUCUUAUUAGAAGAACAGGAAAAAAGGAAAUUUUUGGAUGACGCUUCAUUGGCAAAUUUAUUGUCAAGAUUUGAAGCUGUUUAUCCGAAAGAUUCAGUCGAAUAUGUGUUGAAAACAUUGGCUCCGGCGCCUCUAACCAGACGGAUAGAAAAGGAAAUCGCUUCUUGCAAUAAAAAAAUAUUCAUUCAAUAUUUAUUGCAGAUUUUUCUUGAAACCACCGGUACGAAAUCGGAAUUGCUUGUUAGCGUUCUUCCUACGGAGCAGGCUUUACUUUAUGAGCGAUUUUUUUUAAUGAGCUCAGAUGAACUACCAAAUUCUAAGAAGAAAGCGAUUGUUAAUGAUUAUGAACCUCGAAUCCGAGACUUUAAUAGGUGCAUUGUGCCUAAAUGGCCCUCAACGAUAAUAUCGGGCAUUUAUGAUACUAUGUGUGUCAAAGAUUGUUUGGAAACUCGUCCAAAAAAAGCUCGGCAUUUAAUUGUUAUUAAACCCUUUGAGAAAAUAAAAGAGCUAGAGCUUGAAGAUGAACAAAAAAAGAGCGAACAAGGAAUUCUGAAAGGCUUCUCUCAAUGGUUCAAAGAUGAGAACCAACAAUCAGAAGAACAAGAGCAAAUACCAGAACAAGAAAUAGCGAACGAAGCGGAGGACGAAGCAGAGGAGGACCUCGUAACUAAAGACAUACAUGUCUUUAGUUAUCCAUAUGAAGGAGAUUUUCAUAGAUUUUUAGUAAAAGGAGCUGUCCGUUCUCAAAGACGAAAAGUAUCAGUGGUCAACAAUUGGAUACCUCGACCACAGUCGAGUCUUUUCGAGAGACUAAAAGAAAUGAUGCAAAAGCCACGUCGCAAGCCAAAUCCUAAAAGGGAAAUCAAAAAAGAUAUUACGAUUUCAAGACUCGUAAGAUAUUUUGACAUUCGGCCAGAUACUGGGACAGAAAAUAUUCAAACGAAUGACGAGCCUCCUGUAAUGAUUAGGACCACCCCUACAUCGAAUAUUAAAUUCUCUUUGGAAAUAAUGGAAGAUCCAUUAGAACCAUUUUCAAUGCAGAUCCAAGAUUUGGAUCUCGCAGAUCCAGACAAUUGGACAAUUACGAUUCAUGAGCGAAUCAAGCAGAUGAAUGAAGAAUAUUUGUUGAAUCGAGAUAUUCAUAAUAAAUUGCGAGCUGACUUCGAAAAUUGA